Messenger RNA from Ramularia collo-cygni, 603 nucleotides. RefSeq names its product probable 60S ribosomal protein L6. Gene Ontology annotation, molecular function: RNA binding; structural constituent of ribosome. The record is from RefSeq and is a predicted model, not a curated record. Gene Ontology annotation, biological process: cytoplasmic translation; ribosomal large subunit assembly. The transcript has 2 exons. NCBI's taxonomy places the organism in Eukaryota, Fungi, Ascomycota, Dothideomycetes, Mycosphaerellales, Mycosphaerellaceae. Gene Ontology annotation, cellular component: cytosolic large ribosomal subunit; ribosome. Bases 1 to 603 code for a protein of 200 amino acids.
AUGUCUCAAGUUCAGACCAAGAAGUUCCAGAAGGGUGAGCGGACCAUCACACCCGCCGACCAAAAGGCCAGCAGAUACUACCCGGCCGAGGAUGAGUCUGCACCACGCAAGACCCGCAAGACUCUCCACCCAUACAAGCCCCGCGCAUCCCUCACACCCGGUACUGUUUUGAUCCUCCUCGCUGGCCGCUUCCGGGGCAAGCGUGUGGUCCUCCUCAAGGUCCUUGACCAGGGUGUUCUCCUCGUAACUGGCCCAUUCAAGGUCAACGGUGUCCCUCUUCGCCGCGUCAACGCCCGCUACGUUAUUGCCACCAAGACCUCCAUCCCAAUCGAGGGCAUCGACUCCGAGACCAUCUCCAAGGUCAGCGGCGAGAAGUACUUCGCUCGCGACAAGAAGGCCGACAAGAAGGGCUCCGAGGAGGCUUUCUUCAAGCAGGGCGAGGCACCAGCGAAGAAGGAGGUCGCUACCGAGCGCGCAGAGGACCAGAAGAAGGUUGACAAGGCCCUUUUGWCCGCAAUCAAGAAGGAGCCUCUGCUCCAGGGAUACCUCAGCACCAACUUCAGCUUGAGGAAGGGUGACCGGCCGCACGAGAUGGUCUUCUAG